AUUCAAUGCACACUCAGUGCACACAUUGUCAACAAAACUGAGUGUUUGUGUGUAUUUUUGUAGCGAAAAUCCAAACCUAAAAGUCGCGGCUUUUAUGCCAUAAAGUGAUGACUAAAUCGGCGUUCAAUUGACGUAUCGCUCAAUCCGUGCACCUCUUCCUCGCCAUCAACUGAUCCCCAAAUGAUGUCGCACUCACACGAAGACAACAUCAAUGCCCUGCCCUUUAAGUUGAGGUUCACAUCGACGCAGAAGUUAUGCAAAGAGGUCCAGAAGAUGAUCGCCGAGAGGUAUGAAAUGUUGGACAAACUGACCCUCGAGUACGACACCAUCGGUCAACACAAACACAUCCUCGGUAGCAUUAAGUCAUCUCUGGAGGUGUGCAACCAGUCGCUGAAGGAGUUGCGGUCUUUAUGUCAGUGCCAGUCGGACGACGACAAGAGUGCGGCCACCAAACAGUUGUCCGCUUCGGAGGAAGUGUUGACCAAAUUGGCCACAAAAUGCGAUUGCAUUCAAACGGUCAAAAUGGUGGACAUUGGCGUCAAGCGAUUGCCGUCCAAUUGGAGGGCAGCUAUGCUUAAGAUCGCCAGAGAUAAGGCUAAGAAGUCAUCCGCUGUCGAGACCAUUGACAUUGACGUCGAUGACGACCGCAAAGACACGGAAAACAAUGACAAUAACGGCGACAAUAAGCAGACCAAUAAUGAGGACAUGAAUGAGAAUAUGAUUAGCACUGAAGCCGAGGAGAUGAGCCAUCAGUUUGAGAUGGAUUUGGAGCGCAAGAUAUACGAGACACAGAUGGAGGAGUUGAUGCAAUUGGUGCAGACGCUGGUCAUGAGGAUCAAGACGGCGAGGGCCAGGAUUGACAUCUCGAAGCAGUUGAUUAAAGUGGUGCUGAAGAUGAAGCGCGAGUACGAGUCGGCCAACUCUAAGCUGAAGGAAGGUCUGUCGACCUGUCACUGCGCUGAGGCCGGCGCUGACGACGACCCGGAGUUCGUGAAGCGGAUGCACCAGAAGAAGGAGUUGGAGGAAACGGUCGACAGGGUGUCCAACGACUUGAAGUACUGGGAGGAACAGUACGCUCUCCUCAAGGAGCAGAAGAUUAAGGCCGACGCCGCGGCCCUAGAGGUGAAGGAGGAGUUCAGUGCUGUACCCGCCACCGCCACCACCACCAUAGAGGUGGCCACCGAGGAGGAGGUGCCGCACCAGUACGCCACCAUCGCGUCCACGUCUGGGCAGCAGUCGUGUAUGUAUGCAACUGCCGGACAGCAACAACCGGGUCAUCCCUUAUCGCAAGGUCUGCACAAACGUAUGUUUGAGUCGAUGCUUGUUAUGAAUCGGCUAAAGAAAGUGCUGUUAUUUUAUAACGAAUGUUGUCUGCACUGUAUUAUAGGCACUGCGAACCCAGCCGUCAUAUACUUGGAGGGACUGGUGGCUCAUCAGCAGCCGACGUACAUUCCGGCCUCUAAUAUACACCAACCCAUUGGUGUCUAUCCGCACACGUACUCAAUCAACCCGCACCACCCUUAUGCACAUCAGGCGCCCGACGGCUCUAUACAAGUGUACAGCACCGACAUCUCAUCGCAUCCCGGAUACAUCGCGUACCAGUAGUCGACUACAAGUUUUUAUUUGAAUUGUAUAUUUCAAUUAAUAGUUUAAUUUGAUGUUUGUUUUUGUAAAACAACGGUAAAAAUGACUAAAAAGUUCAUACAAUAUAUUUUUGCCCAUUUUGGAGACAAUUAUUCAUUUAUUC
Molecule: messenger RNA, 1747 nt
Organism: Oppiella nova
Lineage: Eukaryota; Metazoa; Arthropoda; Arachnida; Sarcoptiformes; Oppiidae
Source: the annotation of a GenBank genome assembly